AUGGGAUCGAUUCAAGUUAUAUUUGGUAAGGUCGCCCAAUCAUGGUUUUCCAGAUUCUAUCUUGUUGGAGAAAUUCUACAUGGUUUAGAUGCUAUGAACCAAUCUAUAGCCAAGAAUGCAGCUGAUGGAUCUUUUAUGGAUAAGACAUUUGCAAGGAUCACACAAAUCCUUAACAAAAUGGCGAAACAUAAUCAAGCUUGGCACUCAGAGGACAUCACAAGUGAAAUUGCAUAUGGUUCUCCCUCCUUGGCCAACAUGAUUAAGGAGAAUCAAGAAAGAGAUCAAGUAAUUGCAGGGCUUCCCACCAUUGUCAAUGUGUUGACAAAAAAAAUCACUGAACGCCAAACGAAGAAGGUAAAUGAAGUGGAAGAUGUUCAACCUCCAUCAAAUGAAGAUUAUGAGGAAGCCAACUAUGUCAACAACUCUCAAGGAGGCUAUCAAAGGCAACAAUACCACUGUGACACAAUUGUGAACCCAAAGGGUAGAGGGAGUGGUCCAACUUCUCAUAUCAUGGCAAUUACUACUCGGAGUGGGAAGAUACUACAAGGAGAGAGUGAACAAAUGGUUGAAGUGGAAGAGUCCGAGCAAGCGGUUGAGGAACACAUUGAAGAGAAAAUUGUUGUUGAAGAUAAAGAGAUUCCGGAAGAGUUGAAAGUUCAAGAAGUAAAAUGGGAAGAGGUAGAGGAAAAGGUAAAAGAGGAACCAAAAACUCUACCACCUAUUCCUAGACGUCCUCCUCCUUUCUCUCAAAGACUUGCUAGGAAGGUUGAUGACAUCAAACUUGACAAGUUCUAUGACAUUCUCAAGCAGUUAUCGAGAACCGCCAAGAAUGAAGUGGUAAAUGUGACUCACUGGAUUAGUUCCAUCAUUGCUACAACUACCGUUCAAAACAAAGAAGACCCGGGAGCUUUCACCAUUCCAUGCACUAUUGGAGCGCGUGAUUUUGCAAGAGCUCUUUGUGAUAAUGGGGAUAGCAUCAACUUAAUUCCUCUUGCUAUUUACAAGAAAGCGGGGUUAGGUAUGCCGAGGCUUACAAGUAUGAGGUUGCAAAUGACCGAUCGUUCCAUAAAGAGACCGGUGGGAAUUGUCGAUGAUGUGCUUGUGAAAGUGGGAGUGUUCCAUCUACCUACCGGUUUCGUAAUCAUUGAUUGUGCUGUUGACAAAGAGAUCCCUAUCAUCUAG
This is a messenger RNA of Nicotiana tabacum (common tobacco), 1182 nucleotides long. The record is from RefSeq and is a predicted model, not a curated record. Lineage: Eukaryota; Viridiplantae; Streptophyta; Magnoliopsida; Solanales; Solanaceae.